Molecule: messenger RNA, 534 nt
Organism: Parnassius mnemosyne (clouded apollo)
Lineage: Eukaryota; Metazoa; Arthropoda; Insecta; Lepidoptera; Papilionidae
Source: the annotation of a GenBank genome assembly
AUGACUUAUGAACCAUACAUUUGUAAUUUAGAUCCAGAAAGUAAUAAAAUUCUGAAACUGUAUCUGUUUAAAAAUGUUCAAAAUGUGGAAGAAAUACGUAACAAUGUAACAAACGGUAAAUGGAAGUGCGCUGUGAUUAAGCCAAGUUUGAUAUUAGAUACUUUUCAAGUUGCUGUUGCAGCAAACAGAGCAGUAUUAGCAGAAAAAUCACAAAGUAUGGUUACUCGGACUGUCUUCUCAGAGAUUUUGUACAAUCUGUCAUUAUCAAAGAACAUUACUCAGAGCUUGAGUAAAUUCGGUAUUGAAAAGGAUCAAAACUUGCUAGUUUGUUUCUUAGAUACCGCUGAUAGCAAUGAAAGUGAGAUCAUUGUUAAGAAAAUUGAUGGUGAAAUGUGUUCAGUUAGUGAAUUAGAAAAGUUUACAAAUAUUAAAGACUUGAAAAGUGUUUAUAAAUUAAACAAUGUGAAAUUUGAUGUGGAUUUACUUGAUAUUAUUGUGAGUAGAAUGGUCACGAAGAAUUUUGUUGGAUAUUAA